This is a messenger RNA of Medioppia subpectinata, 803 nucleotides long. The record is from the annotation of a GenBank genome assembly. NCBI's taxonomy places the organism in Eukaryota, Metazoa, Arthropoda, Arachnida, Sarcoptiformes, Oppiidae.
CGCAGUCUCAAGAAUCUAGGUUUUCCAUAUGUGGACCUAUUGCUCAUCCAUUGGCCGACACCUCUUAAACAAGUGGACGACGACUUCUACCCCCAGGACGCCAACGGACAGGCAUUGUUUGAUGAAUCCAUACAAUUGAUUGAUGUCUGGAAAGAGUUUGAACAGAUCAAGCGAGAUGGUCUUACCAAAUCAAUUGGUGUUUCAAAUUUUAAUUCGCAACAAAUCGAUGACUUGAUUAAGAACUCGUCAACAGUUCCGGCCGUAAAUCAAGUGGAAUGUCAUCCGUAUCUAAAUCAGGAGAAACUGUUGCAGUGGUGUCGCCAACGGGGCAUCCAUUUGACCGCAUACUCACCGCUGGCCAGGACUGGAACCGUCGAAGAGAAGAACACCACUUCGCCGCUCGACAUACCGUUGAUCAAAGAGUUGGCCGCGAAGUAUGGCGUGAGUGCGGCCGCCGUUUGCAUCAAAUGGCAGACACAGAGAGGAGUGGCAGUGAUUCCCAAGAGCGCCACCAAAGAGCGGAUCGUCGCUAACAUCGAUAUAUUCCACUUCAAUCUGACCGACACCGAAGUGCAGGCCAUUAAUGGCCUCAACAAAGACUGGCGUAACAAUACGUGGUCGCAGUUUGGCAUCAAUAAGCACCGAAACUGGCCCUUUCAUAUUCCCUACUAAACACAUCCCUGUGUUUUCACAUUUAUAUUGAUGAAUUAUGUAAAGUUAUAAUUCAUAUAAGCCUUGAACGAGCAGUUAAUCAAAAGUAAAUAAUAAAAAUAAAAGUGCAAUAAAAAUAAAAUUUAAUUAAA